Messenger RNA from Planococcus citri (citrus mealybug), 1411 nucleotides. It is a transcript of the gene fl(2)d, whose product is annotated as female lethal d. Lineage: Eukaryota; Metazoa; Arthropoda; Insecta; Hemiptera; Pseudococcidae. The record is from RefSeq and is a predicted model, not a curated record. Gene Ontology annotation, biological process: regulation of alternative mRNA splicing, via spliceosome. Gene Ontology annotation, cellular component: nucleus. The coding region runs from base 164 to 1321 and encodes 385 amino acids. The transcript has 5 exons.
UUUUGCGGUUUUCUGUAAUCAAAAAUGUGAUAGCGAAAUUUUUCAGAAUUUUUGUCGAAGCGAUUGUUUAAUUUAAUUAAUAUUCCAUUUGUUCGAGUUUCGACUCAUUUUAUCGUGACUAUUUAUUAUAAAGAUACACUGUAUUCGUUCAUUGUCUACUUCAAUGGCCGUGGAUACUUCUGAAACGACCGAAACGGUCCCACCGCCGAUAGAAGAUACUUCUCCGGCUGUCGUCAAAGAAGAACCUCAAAACACCGAAAAACCCUCUGAAUCGCCCACAAACGAAGUUAUCAAAGAGCCUUUCGAAAACAGAGGCAUCGAACUAAUUCACGACGAAGAAACAUUGAACAAUAUGACUAAAGAAGAACUUAUGGACGUGUACAAAAACAGUAUUACUUAUAUCAACAGCGUUGAAACUAAAUUAGCAAAUUUUGAAGCUGAAAUACUUUCGUUGAAAAAUACUGCCGAUUAUCAAAAACAACGCGAUCCUUCCUACAGAGAAAAAGUCCUGUUGAGGAAGUUGGCUAUGAAAGAGCAAGAAAUCCAAGAAUUCGCCAGUCAAAUAAGUGAACUAAAAGCGUCUCAGAUAACGUCGCUCACAACGUUGAAAUCAAGUCUGCUAGAUCCGGCUGUAAAUAUCAUAAUUCAAAAACUCAAAAACGAAUUGAGCGCUACAAAAGCUAGUUUGGAAGAAACUCAAAAUGAAUUAAAUGCUUGGAAAUUUACUCCGGACAGUAACACUGGUAAGAGACUGAUGGCUAAAUGCAGGCUGCUACAUCAAGAAAACGAAGAACUAGGAAAAAUGAUCUCAAGCGGCCGAGUAGCUAAAUUAGAAGGCGAACUAGCUCUUCAAAAAAGCUUCAGCGAAGAGGUUAAAAAAUCCCAAUACGAACUGGACGAACUGCUGCAAGAUCUCGACGAAGAUGUUGAAGGUAUGCAAGGUACGAUUUACUACUUACAACAAGAACUGAAGAAAUCCAAAGAGAAAAUCGCCGAUUUGAAUUCUAAAAAUAUAGAACUGAAGAAUCUCUUGAAUGGUAACGUUUCAGAAAACGAUACCGAAAAGAAGUCCAAGACCGAACAAUCUUUCAAUCAAGAGGACGAAUCUUCUAACGAUUCAGCCUGCCUGAUUUUAAAAGUUAAUCCGGAAGAAGAAUACGAUACGAUGUUGAACAUCGAUGAAAUCAAACAGGAGAGCGAGUCGGAUUAUAAGAAUAAAAGAAAUGCCGAUGAUGUUAAAACUGUACCUCUUAAGAAACAAAAACGUAUGAAUCUCAGUCCCGAAUAUCAAGAGAAAGUUAAAAAGGAACCGGAUGAGUGAAGCCUAGGCGAGACGAUCUCAUUCUCUUUGUAUUUCAUGAUUACCAUAUUGUUGUGAUUUAUUGUACAUACAGUAUAAUUUACCUACGUA